UGGCGCGGCUUUUCUGAGAUGUGCAAAGGCCGUUGAGUGCUUUCCUCUGACAAUAUUCUCUCUCCCGUGUCUUCGUUACUGUUCCCUCCGGGUCCCGUGUUCCCCUGCAUCCAUGAAUAUCAGAUCUCUUUUUGAUUAUCUAUUUUAUUUUUUUUUUUUGGGAAAUGGAAAUCUACCGUUUAUUGCCUCUCUCUUCUUUUUUUCCCCUUCACUCUUUGGGUCUUGGGCUCUUCGCUUGCUCUUAUGAUUUCUGUCCUUUAUGCUCUUUCUUUUUUCAUUUCUCAGAAAAGACGGGAGUGUGUUUUUCCAAAACCAAUCUAUUAAUAAUUGCAACUUCUAAAAUGAAAUUUUUUUUUGUAAGUGGAAAUGCAUCAAUUUAUUGCUCACAUUUAUAGCUUUUUCUUAUUUCCAACGUAUCACUGCCCUCACUGAGUAUCCUAUGGAGAUUUGAGUGGUUGCUCUCUCCCUUUCCUUUCCAUUUCUCCACUUUAUUAUCAGUUCCUGUUCUCCCCAACCCAUUCCCAAGUUUUCUACUUUCUAUAUUUUCACAUUGGUCGCAGAGGAUUUGAUUUUCUCAGGUCUAUAUAGUGAUUUUGCAGUGAGCGACUGCUUAGUUGUAUGCUUUUGAGCACUGAUUUUGUAGAAAUGGUCUGGAGAAAAUCAAUGGAAUUCCUUAAAGCUGCUCAUUUGUGGAGAGACAGUAGAUUUCGAGCUGACAAUACGCUUCCGUGGUUUUUAGAUAAUUGAUUUUAUGGCUUAGGGCAUUUCCAUUUGGAGCCAUUUUGUUGAGAUCUUGUCAUAUUUUUGAGUAUCUGAUUCUGCUUUGACCAUUUUGACUUGAGGAUUGAGAUUGCUCCAAUCCUAAGAUUUGGGGAAAAGGGCGAUUGUUCUAUAUCGACGAAGUUUGCUUCGUGUAAUGUGAUUUCUGAUAAAGGAUCAACGUUUUAAGGUAUUUUCAAAGAAGCUCUGGAUUGAAGAUGGAUUUUUUCAAGGUAAAAAAGUUUAGAAAAGCCCACAAACCAGACCCAGAGAGGGAUUUAGAGGAUAACCCUGUGACACAGCCAGAGGGACCAAAGAACGACAAUGCCGCCGGUGGUGGUGAUAUUGUGAGUAACAAGUCUGCUAAUGCUGAUGCUUUAGCUGAAUCUGAGGACGAUGACGAUGAUUUUAUAACGAAUGAGGUGAAGAGGAGGUUGAAGGAGCUCAGAAGAAACAGUUUUAUGGUAUUGAUACCUGAAGAAGAGCCGUGCCCGGAAGAGGAGGAAGAUGAGGAGGAAGGUGAAGGAGAGACGAACUCCACCGAAUGGAGGGAUGUGGAAGCAGAAGGAAGGAAAUGGUGGAGUGGGUUCGAUGCUGUGUAUGACCAGUACUGUGAACGGAUGUUGUUCUUCGAUCGGAUGAUUGUGCAGCAGCUCAAUGAAAACGGUUGUCAUACUCCUUUAACUCCAUCUCCAAGGUCUGCUUCAAAGAAGCUAACAUCCCCCUUCCGGUGCCUUUCCUUGAAAAAGAUUGAAGAACCUGAAGAUGAAAUGGAGCACCCGCAGCAGCCACAAAAGGACCCCUAUGAAGAUCUUGAAACAGCAUAUGUUGCUCAAGUUUGCUUAACUUGGGAGGCACUUCACUGCCAAUAUAGUCAACUGAGUCAGAAAAUCUUGUGCCAACCUGAAAACCCAAUGUGUUACAACCACAGUGCGGAGCAAUUUCAGCAAUUCCAAGUUCUAUUGCAAAGAUUUAUUGAAAACGAGCCCUUUGAGCUGGGUCACAGAGCAGAAAUUUAUGCUCGUGCAAGGAAUCUGUUACCAAAACUGCUUCAGGUUCCAAAUGGAAAAGGUUCAGAUAGAAAGGAGGCAGGUGAAAUGGAAUCUGAUUUAGUGGUCAUGGCCCCUGAUCUUAUAAAAAUUAUGGAGAGCUCAAUCCUUACUUUUCACCUUUUCCUGAAGAUGGACAAGAAAAAGGCAGGCACUGUUCUGAACUUGUUUGGAAAUCAGAACCAAAUUUCAACCCCUCUUCAACUGAUUCAAUCUUCACUUGAUAAAAAAAGGAUAAGGCUGAAGGAACUGUGUAAAAAGAGUAAAGGUUGGAAGAAGAAAUCAUGGCCACAGAUGUACGAGGAUGUUGAGCUGUUGUUUGGUCUCAUAGAUGUCAAAAUCUUGUGUAGGGUUCUUAGGAUGGUGAAGAUCAGUAAAGAGCAGUUAAUCUGGUGUGAAGAAAAAAUGAAAAAACUAGGUUUAUCAGAUGGGAAGUUGGAGAGAGACCCUUCUCCGAUCCUGUUCCCUUGUUAAUAGCCGUGAGGAAAGAUGAACGAAGAAGGCCUAUCGGAUGGUUUAGCUGCAGUGAUUUGUUCUUAUUGUAUGGCUGUGUACUAAACUCACUCUGCUUGGAGGGGAAAGGAUGGGAAAAUGGAAUUCUGCAGACUGUAGCUAUUCCAAUCUGAUGUAUCUGUUUCUUGUUUUUUUUUUUUUAAAAAAAAAAAAAAGUUUUGAGCUGUUGGUCUCUUC
This is a messenger RNA of Manihot esculenta (cassava), 2498 nucleotides long. RefSeq lists its product as uncharacterized. The coding region runs from base 978 to 2282 and encodes 434 amino acids. Lineage: Eukaryota; Viridiplantae; Streptophyta; Magnoliopsida; Malpighiales; Euphorbiaceae. The transcript has 5 exons. The record is from RefSeq and is a predicted model, not a curated record.